Microtus ochrogaster (prairie vole) is the source of this 717-nucleotide messenger RNA. RefSeq names its product LY6/PLAUR domain containing 8 (gene Lypd8). The record is from RefSeq and is a predicted model, not a curated record. Lineage: Eukaryota; Metazoa; Chordata; Mammalia; Rodentia; Cricetidae. Gene Ontology annotation, biological process: defense response to Gram-negative bacterium.
AUGAAAGGCAUCCUCAUUGCUAGUGUUCUUGCGGCAUUUGCCAUCACAGUUAUAGACUCCCUGAGUUGUGAACAUUGUGAGUCAUUCAAUAGCAGCUGUAUCUCUGAAAUUGUUAAUUGUGGAAAUGAGUCCAUCAGUUGUGUGGAGUCCUCGGUCAACUCCACUCUAGGAGAGUCCCUGUACUCGUACGAGAACAAGUUCUGCUCAGAAAUUAAUUGCAUCAACAACAGCAACAGUGUUGUAGUGUCCUUCAUGGUACGUGUGUCUGAUAAUCAACAAUUCAGUUUUGCAAGCCAGUGCUGCCAAGGAGAUGCAUGCCCUGACAAUAAAGACCCUGUAAAAGAGAGUGAAUCUGCUCGCGCCGACACCCAAAUCCAGUGCCCUUCUUGCUAUAGCUACAACACAACAAACUGCAAGGAGAACACCCAGUCGUGUUCCCAAGGAGAGCGAUGUGUCCACAUCAUUGCUGACCAUGUAAAUGGCAACAAAGUGGAGCUGAAAGGGUGUUCUAAUAUCGAUGAAGCUACUUGCGACAUCCUGACUCCUGGGAACGUAACAGUUGGAGAAUUCACUUUCCAGAUGGUUAACUGCAUAAAUGAGAUUACAACCACGACCCCAACCACAGUCACCACGACCCCUAGCACCAGCACAAGCCUCAAAGCUUCCUUCAUCUCCUCUGUCUUCGGGAGCCUCCUUCUUCUGAAGCUGCUAUUCUGA